AAAUAGUUAGCUGUCCUUCCCCAUUCAGACACUCGCGGUCGUUGUGGUCUUCUUACUUAAAACAUUUUACAUUCAUGGACAAGAGCUAAGUGACGCAAGGCUGGCUGACUGAUUGUUAACGAAGUUUCCCAUUUUACAUUACAUACAGUUGUUUGUUUGGUUUGUUGCUUCACCGCCACCUUUCGUACCUUGCUGCCAAGUUUCAAUCACACUUUUAGGCCACUCUUUAGGAAACGUCUGCUCUCAAAUAUACCAAAAUGAAUCCGCCAAACGAGCAAAAGGUUGUGAAAAUGAUCACUUCUAUUUUGGUGACCGAGAAGAAAUGCAUGUCACCCCACGAGCUGAUGAGACAGUACAGAGAUCAGGUGGGAGAAAACAUUCCCUAUGUGAAGCUGGGGUACAACAAUCUGAUAGAGCUGCUGCAAACUAUACCUGGAAUGAGUGUCACGAGCGGGAUGAACAGAGAAACGCUCUUGGCCUAUGACGCAUCUCACACGAGCUCUGGACACAUCCAGCAGCUGGUGAUGCGGCAGAAAAAUCAGCCAAAGAAAUUUGGCCGGCCCGGCACUUUCAGGCCUCCCAUGCAAAUCCGUUCGACUAGGUACAUCAAUCCACAUUCCUCUUAUGUGCCGCCACCAAGACAAAUGCCUGUGAUAACCCCGCCAGUGUACCAUUCGGUGCAGCCUGUGCCUCUGUUUGUACCUUCAUAUGCUCAAAAUUUAAAGCAGAUGCAGCUGAAGGCUAGCAUGGAAGCUGCGAGGAUGCAUCCAAUGGGGGCCACGGAGAACCUGCAACCGAGGCCGGUGCUGUGUGCUGAGAAACAGCUCGCGCCUGCCUUCAAGAAUCUUAGCACAAAUGCUGGUGGCAGGAGUGUCCGCUUUGAGAAGGAGAACGUCUACAUUCCGCACUUGAGUGAAAAUAAACCAGCCCUAAGUGUUGCUGAUGGCCCUGUUGUAAAAGACUCGGCCCAGCCUCAGCCGCCGCUACUGGUUCCUAAAGUGGAAAAAUUUGUGGUUCCUAAAGUGGAAAAAAUUGAGAAAUUUGGUGAUGUUCUCAUGCCUAUGACAGAUGAAAAUCUGAAUUUAAUCACUCUGAAGAAAGAAGAUUUGGUUGAAUUCGUUGUUAGACCUCGGACAGUUCGGACUGAUGAGCCCAUGCUGCUGAAUUACCAGUUCCUAGGAGAUGAUUUCUUGCUUUACUUUGCCUACCGCAACCUCAAAGGCAAAAUUAGAAAAGAUUCUAAGUCAAUUUGGUGUGGAAUGUCCUACUCUGGAUUAAACACACGCAAAGCCCUUCUUCUGGUGGAGCAAAACAGGAACUCUCAGUGGCACAAAAUGAUAGUGAUGCUUGGCUACAUGGACAUUCUUGAGAGUAACUAUAACUUUGAGAAGAGCAAGCUCAACAUGCUUCGAAUUUUGGACACACUCUCUGAGAAGUGCACCAGUGUUUUUGUCCUCACUCUGCCUAUGGUGAACAGCAACACAGAGAUAGGGAAGCGGAUUGAAGAGUGGAACAGAUGGCUGCAGUCCCUUAAACCAAGCGGUGAAGCUUCGCUUGUUGGAAGGCGACACAAAAUCAACAGGCUCGUUGAAGAGGCCCCGAACUGUGUCACAAUCGUCGACCUGAAAUACGCUUUCUUCACCAACCUGGCUUGGUGUGGAACUUACAAAAGCCAGCAGCACUGCCCUCAGGGAAAGAACUUCUCUAUCGGCAUGUGGACUCAUUCGACAAGGAAGUUUGUCUACAAUUUCCUGUCGAGGUUGAUUUGCCCCCAACAGUAAGGAUUCAGAUUAAUCCUUGUACAUAAAUCAGUUUGUUCGUUUUUACAAAAAUUCUGUGCCAAGAAAAUGUGCUUGGUACGGCUUAUCACGAUGUAAAGCCUUUUGAUUGCUUUCAAAGGCCGCCCGUCUUUUUACCCCUAAAAUUUAAGUGGGGUGUGUUUAUUUUUACAGAACAAAGAAGUACUUAAAUUUCCGCUAUAAAUUUGUACAUAUCUUGAGUACCUCUUAGUCAAAUUAACACAAAAGAUAAAAUUGACGCUUCAAGAAAUAAGAAGAAUCUCCUGAUUUUCCAUACUCUAACCCUCUUAGAUGGCUUAAACCAUUGCAAUCACUAAAAGUGAAAUUUCGUUUCUCAGCAGUUUAAUAUCUCGUAAAUUUAAAUAAAGCGGAGAAAUAAAUAAUAUAAGUAAAAUUAUACCUAAAUAAUAAUAAUAUUGCUUUUAUUUGCAUUAGGGUUAUUUUUGUAGGCCCAGUGCUAGUAGUGAGAUAAGAAAUUGAAUUGACACUCAAUUUGCUAUUAAAGUAACUUUUAGUAUAGAUUCUCUGGACCAAAUCAUUCUUAUUUCUUUGAGGGUUUUCUGGCUAGUUCUCGCAUGGAAGAAAUUUAAAUAAGAAUUGUAUGGAAGGAAUGCUGUGGAACGAUUAUAAAAAUCCACAUUUCUGCUUGAUCAAGCAACUUUGCAGGAGAUUUAUUUUGUGUUAAAAUUUUGAGAAACAAAGAGGCAUUAAUAAAAAGAUUUUCAGUUCUAA
This is a messenger RNA of Cloeon dipterum, 2531 nucleotides long. RefSeq names its product tejas (gene tej). Bases 258 to 1781 code for a protein of 507 amino acids. The record is from RefSeq and is a predicted model, not a curated record. The transcript is spliced from 11 exons. Lineage: Eukaryota; Metazoa; Arthropoda; Insecta; Ephemeroptera; Baetidae.